Molecule: messenger RNA, 3641 nt
Organism: Hermetia illucens (black soldier fly)
Lineage: Eukaryota; Metazoa; Arthropoda; Insecta; Diptera; Stratiomyidae
Gene: CARPB
Product: carbonic anhydrase-related protein 10
Exons: 9
Coding region: 1579-2556 (325 amino acids)
Molecular function (GO): carbonate dehydratase activity; zinc ion binding
Source: RefSeq, a predicted model, not a curated record
CGCAUUUUAUCAGUUGCUCAACGAUUUUCGGCGGUUAUUUUCGAAAAAGGAUGCUUGGGUGACGAGUUCAAAAAGAGCCAUUCAGGGAAAGAUAGUGUUCUGCAUUUCAUGUAAAUUUGUGCGUAAUCAUAUCCUCUGUCCUCGGUUUGUUCUUUUGCAUGGCAAAGGAUUCCUAGAUAUUCCCGACCCUUGUCAGUAUGCUUGUGCGUCUGUGAACCUGCCGGCAGGUAGUGCUCUCCAAAAAUUGCAUUCAUCCGGUGCAAUUCACCUAAUGCACGGUACAACGAAGUCAGUAUUCUGAAAAUUUGAUGGAAACGAGAAGAAAGAAAACAACCGAAACUAUCUUGUAUCUUUCGCGGGUUGCAAGUGUAUAGACAUAUAAUUCGUGUAUUUAUGUUACUAUCAUAUCGUUGUGCAUCCUCAAGUGUGCUUUUAACAAAUUUUAAAACGCUUUCAUCUUUGUUUCACUGGAUUCUCUCCGAGCUGUCGCACCUAAAAGUCCAAACACCUCACUCCGUGUUUUUACAGAAAAUCAAUUUUAAUAUUUGAUUCAGAUAAUAAGAUUGUCGUUACUCGAACUAACCCCGCAGCACAUUAGCCUUCCCAACAGAGCUAAUUUGUACCGUUUACGUAUGUUUGAACGAAGAUUAAGGCGUAGUGUGGUAUAUUAAGUGAGAGUACAUCCUUUUAGGGAUGAAGAAUUUCCAAUUAGUGUAAAGUGCAUUGAAGGUGGGUUUUCCGGAGUGCUCCGAAAGCGAACUUCAGAAAGGUUCCUUGAGAUUAGUGUUUAAAUUUUAUGCAGAACGUCUACCAGCAGCUGAAACGGUGUUCCGAGGGCUGAUGCAUUAGAUAUUUAUGAAGAUGAGCCACUCCAUCUGACAUUAGUGAAUUUGGAAAACCGAGAAAGUCAACUUGAGCUCGGAGUACAUGUCAUCGUUUUUCCUGGCUCUCCUUCGCCGUAUGAUUGUGCUCUUACUAACAACGUUCGAUCGAAACGAUUCAAUGGACUCGGUAGAAGAUAUCCUGUACGAAGUAUGCCUAUGAAAUAAUAAUAUCAUUCGCUCGCAUCCUGCCCCUAGCUGGUAUUCCCGUCUACACCCCGCAGUUCAACACGCCGGAAGUCGGAGCUGAGAAGUUAGAAGGCAGAGAUGAGUCUUUCGCCGGGAGGUGAACUUUCAUAACGCGGGGAGAGUGAGGCGGGAAAAGACCAAGAUCUAGUUCAGAAGCUGAACUAGAGGAUUUCCAAUGGAAAAUGAGUUUUAAGUGUCAAGUGGAAAAUUGUUGAAAAGUGCUGAGUGCUUUCUUUCGUUCGUUUUCCACACUUCCCAUUCGACCGAUGCAGAUCUUCUGUUUUCGACCGUAUUUGUUCUCGUCUGGCGGCGAAAAUCACAAAUUCUAGAGAUUGUCACCUGGACAGGUGAUAUCUGAACGGAAUACCGAAUAACGAAGAAGCACAACUCACGUCCGGCUCGUCGUCAUCCUCCCGUCUGCAUCCAAGGGCUUUCGAACCUUCGCUGCUUUUCUUGAAUUUCGCCAGAAGACACUUUCGAACGCUUUCCUAAAUCACAUGAAUGAAGGAUGGGACUCCCGAGAUUCCUGUGUAGCUGUUUGAUACUUCUUUUAUUUAAGGCGCAAGGUAUAUUUGCGGUCAGUUGGGAGGAUUGGUGGACAUAUGAUGGCAUAUCAGGUCCAGCGUUUUGGGGGCUGAUUAACCCCGAAUGGUCACUCUGCAACAAAGGACGUAGACAAUCACCGGUUAAUUUAGAGCCACAGCGUUUACUGUUCGAUCCUAAUUUAAGGCCUUUACAUAUCGAUAAGCAUAGGAUUAGCGGCACCAUAACGAAUACGGGACAUAGCGUAAUUUUCACAGCCGACAAUGAUACCGCCAUGAUGUACGACGGCCUGCAGACACCGGUGAACAUCACUGGAGGUCCUUUGUCGUAUCGAUAUCGAUUUCAUGAAAUCCACAUACACUACGGACUUCACGAUCAAUUUGGUUCAGAACACAGUGUGGAAGGAUACACUUUUCCAGCAGAGAUCCAGAUUUUCGGCUACAACUCACAACUGUAUUCAAAUUUUUCCGACUCUUUGAAUCGAGCGCAAGGAAUCGUUGGAGUAGCAAUUUUAUUACAGUUGGGCGAUCUGUCGAAUGCCGAGCUGCGGAUGCUAACAGAUCAACUGGACAGAAUCAAGUUCGGUGGUGAUGAGUCUCCAGUGCGGCGGCUGUCAGUUCGCGGGCUGCUCCCCAACACUGACCACUACAUGACUUAUGAAGGAUCUACGACGUCACCAGCUUGUCACGAGACGGUCACGUGGAUUGUAUUGAAUAAGCCAAUUUAUAUAACUAAACAACAAUUAUUUGCCUUACGCCGGCUGAUGCAGGGUGGACCUGAUCAUCCAAAGGCACCAGUAGGAAAUAAUUUCAGACCACCGCAACCUCUUCUCCAUCGGCCUAUCAGAACUAACAUAGAUUUCCGAACGAAACAAAGUGGAAAAGCGUGUCCCAGUAUGUACCGCGACGUUCAUUAUAAAGCGAACAGUUGGAAACAACACUAAGUAAUAGUGAGAAUUCAAGGGAUCUUCCAUAAGACUAUAAGCGUAAUCUAAAAAGUUUUGUAAAAGAUAUCAUGUAAGAAAUUGGAUGAAAACUUAUUUAAUUGAACCACCCACCCAACCAGCAAAUGGUUUGUGCUAGGAGUGCAAGCUGUAGCGGGUAGAAGUGAACAUGUGAUGGUAAAUUUAAAAGAGCAGGAUUCUACGAUGGAGGUUUAAGGGAUGUUCUUGUACCUGCGUGUGUAGUGUAAACAUUUUUUCUCCAAAUCUAUUCUGCAUCUCCAGAAUCACAACCUGCUGCUGACUGUUAAUUAGCGUUCCUCCAAGGAAGUCGCUUCCGAACAUUUUCUACAAUGGACACGGAUGUGUGAUGUUCUGCUGGCCUAAGAAGUACUUUGACGGAAAGUGUCGUCGAAGAGGAAUCCAUAAUGUGAUUGACGUCUGAAAAGGAAUGAUUCGCUGCAAAAAUGUUUAUUUGACUCACGUAAGCAAUGCAAAGAAAUAAUCGAAAAAGAGCAUUAAUCAAAGGUUUGGAAUAUUGCCCGACAACGGACCCGACCAAUGUCACAUGUUACGCAAACCUCAGUUUGAACGUAGGCUAAACAUAUCAGCAUUUAGGUUGUAAAUACCGUCUUAAGUGUAAAAAUGGACAAAUAAACAGAUAUAACGUUAAUUAGCUUAAAAUAAUUAGAACUGUGCAUAUCGUACGUACAAGUCAGUAGCGUGUACUGCGUUGAGAGCUAGCGUAAUAUUAUACUAUUUACAAACGCUGAUUUGUUUGAAUUUGAACAUAUGCAUAUGAAUAUCGUUAAAUCGCUUACGUGUUUUGCAUUGGGGCGAAAACGCUCUAGAAAGGUUUUGAUUUGAAACGCUGGAAUUUGAAAGUUCCGUGAAUGAAAAUAUUUUGGUAAUAACAGAAAAAAAACCCAAGCAUAACAAAGAAAAUCAAUGUGUUCGGAAAUUGUUGGAAUAUCUGGAAAUUAAUUUUGCGCGGAAUUCAAGAAUUCGAUUGGAAUAAAUGUUGCUUUCUGUAGAAAAUUUGUAUAUGAAUUGUAAUUAAGAUAAUAAAAGAGAGAGAAUAUGUUAUA